Messenger RNA from Diceros bicornis minor, 3873 nucleotides. It is a transcript of the gene UNKL, whose product is annotated as unk like zinc finger. The transcript is spliced from 15 exons. The record is from RefSeq and is a predicted model, not a curated record. The coding region runs from base 1 to 2196 and encodes 731 amino acids. Gene Ontology annotation, molecular function: metal ion binding. NCBI's taxonomy places the organism in Eukaryota, Metazoa, Chordata, Mammalia, Perissodactyla, Rhinocerotidae.
AUGCCGUCGGUUUCGAAAGCCGCGGCGGCGGCGCUGAGCGGGUCCCCCCCGCAGACGGAGAAGCCGACCCACUACAGGUAUCUAAAGGAGUUUAGGACAGAGCAGUGCGCCCUGUUUGUGCAGCACAAGUGCACCCAGCACAGGCCAUUCACCUGUUUCCAUUGGCAUUUCCUAAAUCAGCGUCGGCGCAGACCGCUCCGCAGGCGCGACGGCACGUUCAACUACAGCCCGGACGUGUACUGCUCCAAGUACGACGAGUCCAGUGGCGAGUGCCCCGACGGCGACGAGUGUCCGUAUCUGCACCGGACGACCGGGGACACGGAGCGCAAGUACCACCUGCGCUACUACAAGACGGGCACGUGCAUCCACGAGACGGACGCCCGGGGCCACUGCGUCAAGAACGGGCCGCACUGCGCCUUUGCGCACGGUCCCUUGGACCUGCGGCCACCCGUGUGUGACAUCAGGGAGCUGCAGGCCCAGGAAGCCCUGCAGAACGGCCAGCUCGGCGCUGGGGAUGGCAUCCCCGAUCUGCAGCCCGGGGUCUUGGCCAGCCAGGCCAUGAUUGAGAAGAUCCUGGGAGAGGACCCCCGAUGGCAAGACACCAACUUUGUGUUGGGCAGCUACAAGACCGAGCAGUGCCCGAAGCCGCCGCGCCUGUGCCGCCAGGGCUACGCGUGUCCGCACUUCCACAACAGCAGGGACAGACGGCGGAACCCCAGGAGGUUCCAGUACAGGUCCACUCCGUGCCCCAGCGUGAAGCAUGGUGACGAGUGGGGCGAGCCCUCGCGGUGCGAGAGUGGGGACGGCUGUCAGUACUGCCAUUCCCGCACGGAGCAGCAGUUCCACCCCGAGAUCUACAAAUCUACAAAAUGCAACGACAUGCGCCAAACCGGUUACUGCCCAAGGGGUCCUUUCUGUGCCUUUGCACAUGUGGAAAAGAGCCUGGGAAUGGCCAACGACUGGGGCUGCCGAGACCUCGCCUCCGCCAGCAGCUCCGCAACCAGUAGCAGCCAGGCCGGGAACGCAAAGCGGAGAGAUUCCCCUGCUGACGGCGGCCAGAAAGCCAGCGAGCAGGACAGUAAGCAGACCCACCUCGCGGUGUUUGCCAUGGUCCACCCGCUCGCUCCCAGCGUGAGCUCCAGUGUGGCGUCCAGCCUGGCGUCCAGCGCUGGCUCAGGCGGCUCCUCCCCCACCGCCCUGCCCGCCCUCUCGGCCCGAGCCCACCCACUCGACCCCACUGGCAGCGCCAUCGAGCCAGUCCCAGGCUCAGCUUUAGACCUGCAUCUCAGUGAUGUAAGUCUCGCGUCUCUGGACAGAGAGCUGGAAGAGCAGGACGGCGGUGACCCCGGGCCCCCAGGUCGGAGGUCUCCGGGAGGCUCGGCGCCUGUCAGCAUCCCGGGCUGCCUGCCCCGCUCCCCGUCCCUGCACUCCUCGUCAUCACUGUCCACCUCCCCGCUCAGCUCGCUCUCCCAGUCCCUGUCGGGGCCACUCGUCUCCUCAGCCAUGACGCCCCCCCAGCAGCCGCCGCCCCUCACAUCGGAGCCCGGAACGCUGGGCCCUUCGGCCUACAACUCCUUAGGUUUGAACGGUGUCCCCGGAAACAUCUGGGACUUUGUUUCCGGCAGCUUCUCUCCCAGCCCGUCCCCCAUCCUGAACACAGGCCCUGCGUCCUCUUCAAGCACGAGUCCGAGCAGCGCCGAGCUGGCACGUGUCCGGCGGCAGCUGGACGAGGCCAAGCGGAAGAUCAGGCAGUGGGAGGAGUCCUGGCAGCAGGUGAAGCAGGCCUGCGACGCGUGGCAGCGGGAGGCAAAGGCGGCGAAGGAGCGUGCACUCGCGGCCGACAGCGCCCGGCAGCUGGCGCUGCAGAAGAAGGAGGAGGUGGAGGCCCAGUUCAGGCAGCUGCGGGAGGAGCUGGAGGGCCGGGGCGCGUCCUCCUCACUCCCCGGGCUGCGGAGCUGCGGCGACAUUGGUGCCAUUCCUCUGCCCAAGCUGCAUUCCCUGCAGAGUCAGCUGCGCCUGGAUUUGGAAGCAGUGGACGGGGUGAUCUUCCAGCUCCGGGCCCAGCAGUGCGUGGUGUGCGGGGAGCGGGCCCGCGGCGCUGUCCUGCGGCCCUGCCAGCACCGCGUGCUCUGUGAGCCGUGCGCAGCCAGCGCACCUGAGUGCCCCUACUGCGAGGGCCAGCCCCUCCCAUGGUGACAGCGCCACAUCUUCGCUCAUUUCCUGGUGCCACCAACAGGGGGGCCCGGGCCCUGAGCAGCCUGCCCAUGGUUUCAUGGUAUUCUCGUCCCAAACCUUAAAGGCAAACCCACAGAACCUUCUGGGGCCCGGCGUCCUGGGCCUGGUCGUCAUGCGGGGUUUGCGGUCCUGACACUACUGUGACCAGAUCCCUGGGAGUUCGGGUCCCCAAACAGCACUUUGUAAACCAAGGAACUUAGAUAGAUGUGAUGAGUUGCUAUAAGCUGCUUUCUAGGUUCAUGUUUUUUUUAAUAUGCGAUAAUAUGAAGCUUUAUAUGUGUACUGUGAACUUAAAAUAUUUCAUAUCAGUUUAUUGUUAAUUCAUAGUAUGGUAAAUACAUUAGAUUUCAUAUUCUGAAGUAGUACUUAUGCAAUGAGCAUUUAUCUAGUAGUAAGAAAUGCCUAGGAUUUUUACAGUUUUCAAAUUAAGUGCAAAUAGUAUUUAUAGCAGAAUGAUUACUGAAAGACACAUAUACAUUUAGAUGUUUUUAAUUUUAGGAAAGGAACUCUUCCUAAACAUGUGCAUGCGCACAUUAACUGGAGUUUUAUAUUCCACCAUUGUAAAGUGACGCUGAGUGCUCAAUCACACGUCACAUGACCCUUGGCCACUUUGUCUAAGUGCCUGUGCCUUGCCGAAGUGAAGGAAACGGUUCAUUGUGUUUUAUUUCCUCCCUUGAAACUCUGUAAGAAUUGGGUCCUAGUGAAAAGUGCAGCAGAGGGGCCCCGACUGUGGGGGUCCUCUACAUUACUUCUGUAGAGCCGUGUCCUAGCAUCUGGAAUGGGCAGCUAUGCUCUCCACCUUCUCAGAGCUGACUGGUGGGCCUCCUGGCUCCCCCAUGGGUGAUGUCACUCCCCACACCUGGGACCAUAGGGACUCCCACCACCUGGGACUGGCUCGCCAAGCUGUGGGGUGGUCUAGACUCCAGGCAACACUUCCAGCUGACACUGUCACCUGGUCUGUGCGUCCAGCUGUCAUCAGUCAUUCCCGUGACCACAGGUUGCUCUGCGGGGGGGGAGGCUGCCCCAGGGACCGGGCUCUGCCGCAGGUCCCUCCACCCUGAGUGGCAGCCUGGCUUCAGGGUGCAGCAGAAAUGCUGCUGAGAGAGGGUCUGAUUUUAGUGAUAACUUGAAAUCUUCUCGGGUCUGCAUUGGUCAUUUUUCCUAGAAAUCUGGGAAGAAGUAAAAGACGUCUGUAGUUGACUUAAACUUUGCUCUCCGAGAAGCAGAUGUGGAUUGCUGUAAGAAAACCUUUCCAGACUCUGCCAUUGGAAGUAAACACGCAUUUCUCCCCACUUGUGGCUUUGCCAAAGACUUUUAAUAGCGUUUUUUAAAGUGGAAAAUGACUAAGUAAAAAUUUUUAUCAGUGACCAAAUUAGAAUGUAUUCACUAUAGUAAGAGGUUUAAAACAUUUUUUAACGUCAGACAAACUGAUAGAACAGUUCUGUCAUUUCAAGGUGGAUCCAUGACAUUCCGCAGCUAGUCUGCUACUAACGGUAAUUACCGACCUGGUUUUAGCAAAUCUACUUUGUUUCUAAUUCUAGUGAUUUAUUAGCUCUUAGAAAUUACGUAUAUUUUGUGCUACUGUUAUCACUGUUUAAAAUCCCUUAUUUUUAUUAAUAUUUAUGCACUUGUUUCCCA